Oryzias latipes (Japanese medaka) is the source of this 1410-nucleotide messenger RNA. Its product is annotated as transmembrane protein 248. The record is from RefSeq and is a predicted model, not a curated record. Lineage: Eukaryota; Metazoa; Chordata; Actinopteri; Beloniformes; Adrianichthyidae.
AGAUGGCACGCACAUGUCACGUGACACCUAGUGGUCAUGGUGAUAUUGUGCCGUCUAUCGACGAAACUGUCGCAUCUUGUGAAAAGUAAUGAUCAGGCUACUUUUCAGAUGGAAUAAAGAAUCAAUCACAUUUCAGGAGAUCUUUUGACGAUCCGAAAUAAGAGUUUUAAGCCUUCUACAUCUCAUGUAUGUGUAACAUCUUAAAAUGGGCAUCUUCCAGCCAAUCUCUAACCUGAGAGUAUAUGCAUCCCAUAAUCCACCAGCAGCAACUUUUUUCUUCUGCCUCUUGACCCUGGCCAUCUCAUUGAUAUGCCUCAGCUUUUACAGUGAGACCCACACACUGCCUAAUCCAGACAACACAAAGAAUUGGAACAACAUCUUCUUCUCUUUAUCGCAAUUAUACUUGUGUGUGAAGGCAAAUUCAAGUUCAUUUCUGGACCGUUCUUCAAUUCGUUCACCUCUGGAACAGAAAAAGGAUCAAGCAACUUCUGUUAAUAACUCAUCAAACAGUCUUUCUGUCACGCUGGAAAAUCUCAGGGUUCCUCUGGUCAUAACUACCAGUUUAACAAGUAAUCAACUGAAAGAAUUCAGUUUAUCCACUGUCUUAAGUGCCAGAGAGCUUCAUCUUGGAGAUGAAGAAACUGCUAAUCUGACCAUACAAAUUACGUCUGGCGUGAAUAAAUCUACCUGCCUCACCAUUAGUGCUCCGGCGCACCUUCUGCCUAUGAGUCUAUCUCCUCCAAAGUGCCCUGCAUUAGAGAAAAAUAUUACAACAACUUAUGUGGUUGCAAACAAUCAGUUGCCCACAGCAUCACAAACCUGCUUCAGUCUGGAUUCAAAGGAUGACCCUACUCUUGUAAUCAUGCUAACAAAGGAGGAGCAAAGCGUAGCAGUGCGACAUUUGCUGGAAGAGCCCUUGAUUGACAAUGAAAUAUCCAUCAUCUUCUGCUAUAAAGAAAUCAUUUGUCUGAAAGAAAACUGUGUUUUUGACUAUGUUUGAUCCAUGCAUCUAUUUCCUGAAACCGCUGAGUCCGUUUGUGGGUCAAAAGGCUGCUGGAGCCAACCCAGCUACUGUUUGGUGCGGCAGGGGGUACCCUGAACUUUUCGCCAGUCUGUUGCAGGUCCACACACCCGCAUGCACACCUUAGGGCAAUUUAGAGAUACUAAUUAACCUGUAAGUAUUGUUUUUGGACUGUGGGAGGAAGCCGGCGAAAUCUCAAGUAUGCACUGAGAGAACAUGCAAACUCCCAGCUGGGAUAUGAACUUGGACCCUCUUGUGAGGUGAGAGUGCUAACCACUACACCACCAUGCCACCACGUUAUGUCUCUUCAUAAAUAAAAUAAAAUGCAUCAGUUUGGCUUUUGUGAGAAGUAGUACUCAUAUUUUGAAAAAUAAAGAAAAUAGAUGGUA